AUGCAGCGAUUUACCAUCAAUACAAGAUUUUCCCGACGUCCCUCCAUUUUUAAUAAUGAUAAUACGCCAAAACGAUGCGAAACAGAUAUUGUCCGGAAAUGGAACAAUAUAAUUAUUAAUUUAAUAAAACAUGCAAAUUUCGAUAUUUUCAAAAUCAAAAAAUGUAAAUUGGGGUAUGUCGUACCUCCUCCAAAUUUAAAAAAACUCGAAAUAACCGAUAGUCGUUAUUUGCAUGCAAAUAGCUGCGAUCCGUACUCCCUUUAUAAUCCCUAUAAUUGGAGUUCUAGAUUAGGAAGAAGCGAUAUUAAUGAGUGGUUAAUUAACAAUAAACGAUUGAACUGUUUGAAAGUACUCCACUUACGUGGUUGUGUGGACUUUACCGUGUGUGGACUUACAAACCUGUAUGAACAAUUAAUCGAACUUUCAAUUGUGGACUGUCCGAAAAGUUGUCUCUUAUACACAUCUAGAUGUGUAUAA
This is a messenger RNA of Rhizophagus irregularis DAOM 181602=DAOM 197198, 477 nucleotides long. The record is from RefSeq and is a predicted model, not a curated record. NCBI's taxonomy places the organism in Eukaryota, Fungi, Glomeromycota, Glomeromycetes, Glomerales, Glomeraceae.